AUGACUAGCGCUAGCAACUCGCAGAAGUGGUAUCGGAAAGUCUUCAAGAAAUUCCAGAAGAAAAAUAAACAGCCCGGUCCCCAUCCGAAGACCGAGCAGAAUGAAGCCGCCAAGUUGGCCAUGAAUGGGGCCAAGUUAGUGAUUCGGGGGGCCACUGACACACUCGAGGGAGUUCCCGCACCGGGGCUACAGGGUGCUCUCAGAGGUGUCCUGUUCAUUAUUGAUAAUAUCGAUCGUGCUAGGCAGAAUGCCGAUGAUUUCAAGCAGUUAACAGAGCAUCUUGGAGCUUGCCAAAAUGUUUUCGUUCGAUAUCAGUCAGGAACCAUCCCUCCCCCUUUGAAAGAGGCCAUCACCACGCUGAAUGAUCUGAGGAUAGAUCCUCCGUCUAACGAAGGCAACGAUUUAGACAGAAAACUUCUGGUUGACAAACUCCCCACUGCCAAGGGAACCUCUUAUAAUUCCGCAGAACGUUCUCAUGUCGUUCCGUGCCUGGACAAUACAAGGACUAACCUGAGACGGCGGAUUGUUAAUUGGCUUCUUGACCCCAAUGCGCCCGCUGUCUUUUGGUUGAAAGGGAUGGCGGGGACAGGUAAAUCGACGGUCGCGCAAAGUAUCGCAGAACUUUGUGCGGAGGAAAACUACCUUGCCGCCAACUACUUUUUCGCUCGGGAUAAAGCUCUUCAUCAGACGAUGCAAUAUUUCUUCCCCACAUUGGCCCACCAACUUAGCGAAUUUGACAUACGCCUUAUACCCUUCCUUGCUCAAGUGGUGCAAACACAGUCCCGGCUAAAUGACCUCAACUAUUCGGCACAAUUCAGACCUCUCAUAACGCAGCCUUUGGAAGACCUCCGGCGAAUUGUCCCCUCGCUUUUUUUUCCGAUGGCCAUCGUUGUCGACGCUAUCGACGAAUGCGAGAACAGUAGAGACGCUAAAGGGGUCCUUAGUCUACUCUUGAGCGGUAAAAUACAGGGCCCCAAACGACCCGACCUCAAGAUUUUCAUCACUAGUCGCCCGGAGCCUCAUAUCCAGGCCACCUUCGACGCAGCGGCCUCCACCAACUUACAACGUUUCGUCGCGCACGAUAUAGAUUCCGAAGAGGACGUAAAAAACGACAUAGCAAUGUAUCUCCAGCAAGGGUUUAAGAAUAUUCAGGCGGAGAACCCAAGGUGCUUCAGAACCCGUAAAGCGCCAUGGCCUACGCAGUUCGAGAUGAAAAAGCUUCUUCAGAGAUCAGGGCAGUUAUUCAUCUACGCGGCGCUGGUCCUUAAAUUUGUUGGAGAUCCCCGUUUGCAUCCAAUGGAGCAACUCAGGAUAGUUUUAGACGCCCAUCGGGAAGGCCAAUCUCAGGUCUACGCAGACCUAGAUGAUCUCUAUCGCCAAAUCAUCCUCCAGGACCCCAAAUUGGACCGUGUACACGCUGUCAUCGGAACUAUCCUACUUGUUUUCGAACCACUUUCAUCCAUGGAACUCGAGAUUCUCCUCGAGCUUGAGGAUGGAAACGCUGACAAGACUCUGCAGUGGCUACAAUCCGUUCUAGCCAUCCCGUCUGAUGAAGAACAGCCUAUCAGGCUAUACCACCCUUCUUUUCACGAUUUUUUGACCAACAAGGACCGAGCUGGUGAUCUCUACCUCGAUCCUGCUGUGCAGCACGGAAGACUGGCUCGUGCUUGUUCCAGAAUUAUUCAAAUCGGCUGGCCCACUUGGCAGACCGAGGAAGGUGUUACGAAUGCCCACCUACGACUUUUCCGCUACGCAUGUACUCGGUGGGCGUACCACCUUUGUCGUUCGGAUACAUCCGACCCUACCCUUCCUCAAUAUCUGAACAAUUUCCUGCAAUCGUCGAUUCGUAAAUGGUUCGAUGCCUUGAUUCGGCUCGAGUUGUUGAAUACACUUGUAAUGUCUGUGGCAGAGAUUUUUCGUUCGGUGGGUAUUGCCUCCGUGCUGGAGAGGCCCUCCUACUAA
Molecule: messenger RNA, 1962 nt
Organism: Pleurotus ostreatus (oyster mushroom)
Lineage: Eukaryota; Fungi; Basidiomycota; Agaricomycetes; Agaricales; Pleurotaceae
Exons: 3
Coding region: 1-1962 (653 amino acids)
Source: RefSeq, a predicted model, not a curated record